Ictidomys tridecemlineatus (thirteen-lined ground squirrel) is the source of this 1033-nucleotide messenger RNA. RefSeq names its product olfactory receptor 51M1. Gene Ontology annotation, biological process: G protein-coupled receptor signaling pathway. Gene Ontology annotation, molecular function: olfactory receptor activity; G protein-coupled receptor activity. Gene Ontology annotation, cellular component: plasma membrane. Lineage: Eukaryota; Metazoa; Chordata; Mammalia; Rodentia; Sciuridae. The record is from RefSeq and is a predicted model, not a curated record.
GCUCAGUCCUUGAGGAAUGCCAGCCCAGUCUCCCCUCAGUCCUCAGGUCAUGGUCGUAUCCAACAUUACUUACUUCAGCCCCAUGUUCUACCUCACUGGCUUUCCUGGUUUGGAAGCCAUCAAGCACUGGAUUUUCAUCCCCUUUUUCUGUAUGUACUUGGUGGCCAUCUCAGGCAAUUGUUUCAUUCUGAUAAUCAUUAAGACCAACCCUCGCCUGCACACACCCAUGUACUAUCUGCUAUCCCUGCUGGCCCUCACUGACCUGGGACUCUCGGUGUCUACCUUGCCCACCACCGUGGGAAUCUUUUGGUUCAACUAUCACAGCAUCUACUUUGGUGCCUGCCAAAUCCAGAUGUUCUGCAUCCACUCAUUUUCCUUCAUGGAGUCCUCAGUGCUCCUCGUCAUGUCCUUUGACCGCUUUGUGGCCAUAUGCUACCCACUGAGGUACUCAGUCAUCAUCACUGGCCGGCGAGUGAUCAGGGCAGGCUUUUUUGUCAUCCUGCGGGGACCUGUGGCCCUCAUCCCUAUUGUCCUCCUCCUGAAGGUCUUUCCUUACUGUGGCUCUCUCGUCCUCUCCCACUCAUUUUGCCUGCACCAGGAAGUGAUCCACCUGGCCUGUGUAGACACCACCUUCAACAACCUGUAUGGGCUGAUGCUGGUGGUAUUCACUGUGAUGCUGGACCUGGUGCUCAUCGCACUGUCUUAUGGACUCAUCCUGCACACGGUGGCAGGACUAGCCUCCCAAGAGGAGCAGCUCCGAGCUUUCCAAACAUGUACUUCACAUCUCUGUGCUGUACUUGUAUUCUUCGUGCCCAUGAUGGGGCUGUCCCUCGUGCACCGCUUUGGGAAAGAGGCCCCACCUGCUGUCCACCUUCUUAUGGCCAACAUCUACCUCUUUGUGCCUCCCAUGCUCAACCCCAUCAUAUAUAGUAUUAAGACCAAGGAGAUUCGCCGUGUCAUCAGCAAGAUUCUAGGCCUUAGAAAAGCCAAUGCUGAGUCCUGGGGCUAAAUUUCACUGAGCACCCAUAUAGGC